AUGGGAGCCGUCACGUCCGAGUCCAACAGCGAGGCCACAGAGGGGCCAGAGGAGCCCCUACCGCCGCCGCCGCCGCCUAAUCCCUCCGCGUCGCCCGGCGAGGGCACGUCGAAGAAGCGCAAGAAGGCCGGCAGAGACAUGUACCGCCUGCGUAUCGUGCCGGAGUGGGUGACCGACUUGAUGACGACGGAGGGCGGCACCGACAUCCACUUCAUUGCCGAGAAGACCAUCGAGAAGUCCGACCUGGCCUCGCAACAGAACCGCUUCUACCUCCCCAAGGACUUCGUCAAGGCCAACCUCGUCCCCAUGCUCUCGGAGUUGGAACGGGAAUCCGCCAGCCUCGUCGGCGACGACAGAAAGAGGAGCAGGGUGACCGAGGGAGCCAAGGCAGAGAAACGGAAGGCGAAGGUGUCUGGAAGGGAGCACGGCGGGCUGCCCGUGGUGGUGUUCACCAGGUGCAGGUUCCGGUGCUACCUGAAGCUAACCCGCUGGGACGGCAGCGCGGGCACCGUCAUCAAGGGCGACGAGCUGAAGUACUUCGCGCUAUGGAGCUUCCUGAAAGAGGGCGACGAGGUAGAGACGUGGGCCUUCCGUCGAGGAGGCGACCUAUGCUUCGCCAUUGGGAAGCCGACCGCGUCGUCCUCCAGCUGCGGAUCACGUCAUGCGGAGAGACCGCCAUGCGCACUUCCUUUGCGCUUUCUGUAA
Molecule: messenger RNA, 705 nt
Organism: Musa acuminata AAA Group (dessert banana)
Lineage: Eukaryota; Viridiplantae; Streptophyta; Magnoliopsida; Zingiberales; Musaceae
Product: B3 domain-containing protein At1g05920-like
Exons: 1
Coding region: 1-705 (234 amino acids)
Source: RefSeq, a predicted model, not a curated record